GCUGGCGAGUUGGCGGGAGCCGGCAGUGAGGGGCUGCAGGCGGUUCCGUCCCGGCUCCGGAGCCCGGCGCGGCGCUGGUGCCGGGCAGCAGCGGGUCGGAGGUGCCGCGGUAACGAGGUGCCGCUGCCCGAGCUCCUGAGCCGCGCCCCGCUCUCGCCCGGCUCCGCCAUGGGCUUCCCCGAGAGAAAGAUAAAGUUUCCCGCUCGGCGCGUGCCCGCACCGGGAAGCCUCCCUGUGUAACCUCUUCCCCUCACCUCGCCCCCGCGUAGGCGCAACAUGGUGCUGAGCGCGGACCAGGUGGCCCUCAUCGGGCAGGUGUUCGAGUCCUACGUGCUGGAGCACCACAGGGACGACAUCCUGGGCAUCCUGAGGGAGGCGGACGACCAGGCGCACUACCCCGUCGUCGUCGAUGCCUUGACGCUCUUCGAGACCAACAUGGAGAUCGGGGAGUAUUUCAACGCCUUCCCCAGCGAGGUGCUCCCGAUCUUCGACAGCGCGCUGCGCCGGGCUGCCCUGGCAGCGCUGCAGGACACCGCGGACCCAGCACAGCUCAGCCUGAAGCAGAACCUGCACGCCAGGGUCUCGGGUUUGCCUGUUUGCCCAGAGCUGACUCGAGAGCACAUUCCUAAAACCAAGGAUGUUGGUCACUUUUUGUCUGUUACUGGGACUGUCAUACGUACCAGCUCGGUGAAAGUUUUGGAGUUUGAACGGAGUUACAUCUGCAACAAGUGCAAGCAUGUGUUUGCUGUCAAGGCUGACUUUGAACAGUACUAUGCAUUCUGUCGUCCAUCAGCCUGUCUUAAUGAAGAAGGCUGCAACUCAAUCAAGUUCACUUGUCUCUCUGGAACAGCCUCUUCUCCUACCUGCUGCAGAGACUAUCAAGAAAUCAAAAUUCAGGAACAGGUUCAAAGGCUGUCUGUUGGAAGCAUCCCUCGUUGCAUGGUGGUUGUUCUGGAAGAUGACUUGGUGGACAGUUGCAAGUCUGGAGAUGAUAUCACAGUGUAUGGUGUGGUAAUGCAGAGGUGGAAGCCUUUCCAUGAGGGUUCACGCUGUGACUUGGAGAUUGUUUUGAAAGCCAACUACAUUAAAGUGAACAAUGAGCAGCUAGCAGGGGUUGUAAUUGAUGAAGAAGUUCGCAGGGAAUUUGAAGACUUCUGGGAAAGGCAUAGGAAUGAUCCCUUAGCAGGGAGGAAUGAAAUUUUGGCUAGCUUAUGUCCUCAAGUUUUUGGCUUGUACCUGGUGAAGCUGGCUGUAGCCAUGGUGCUUGCUGGUGGUGUACAGAGAACAGAUGCUACUGGAACUCGAAUCAGAGGUGAAUCGCAUCUUUUGUUGGUUGGAGAUCCAGGUACAGGGAAAUCUCAGUUCCUGAAGUAUGCAGUAAAGAUCAUGCCACGCUCCGUGCUUACUGCAGGAAUUGGAUCUACAAGUGCAGGCUUGACAGUGACUGCUGUGAAGGACUUUGGGGAGUGGAAUUUGGAAGCUGGAGCACUGGUGCUUGCAGAUGGAGGCCUUUGUUGCAUUGAUGAGUUCAACAGUAUCAAAGAACAUGACAGAACCAGCAUCCAUGAGGCAAUGGAGCAACAAACCAUCAGUGUUGCAAAGGCAGGCUUGGUGUGCAAGCUUAAUACAAGGACAACUAUCCUGGCAGCAACAAACCCAAAAGGCCAUUAUGACCCUAAUGAGUCUGUCUCUGUCAACAUAGCUCUUGGCAGUCCCCUGUUGAGCAGAUUUGACCUGGUCUUAGUAUUGCUGGAUACAAAGAAUGAGGAAUGGGACCGCAUCAUUUCAUCCUUCAUCUUGCAAAAUAAAGGUUGCCCUAGCAAAUCAGAAAAGCUCUGGAGCAUGGAAAAGAUGAAAACCUACUUCUGCCUUAUAAAAAGCAUACAGCCGAAAUUGUCUGAUGAGAGUAACCUGAUCCUUGUACGCUACUAUCAAAUGCAGCGGCAGAGUGACUGCAGGAACGCUGCCCGGACCACCAUCCGCUUAUUGGAGAGUUUGAUACGCCUUGCAGAGGCUCACGCCCGGUUGAUGUUUAGAGAUACUGUGACGUUGGAAGAUGCAGUAACUGUGGUGUCAGUGAUGGAAUCUUCUAUGCAGGGGGGUGCACUUCUUGGAGGCAUCAAUGCCUUACACACCUCAUUUCCCGAAAAUCCAAUGGCGCAGUACCGAACACAGUGUGAACUCAUAUUGGAGCGGCUGGAGCUGCAAGAUCUUCUGCACAAAGAGCUACAAAGACUUGACAGAUUGCAAAUGGAAAAUUCAUCCCAGCUGCAGCCUGAAGAGAUAAAUUUCAGUGCUACCACAAGAUGCUUGAAUGGGGAUGUGUUUGGACAGUCAAAGCAAAGGUCUCAGUCAGAACCUUCAAAGCAACAAGAGGAUAACUCUGAGUCACAGCCGCCUUUGCCUAAAGGCAGCUGUGACAGGGAUAUUCAUCCAGAAACCUUGUGCAACCAAGCACAUGGUAAUAACAAAAAUACCAACAGCCUGGCAUGGUUUGACAGCCUGGAAGAGCGCAGAGUUGAUGCUGAAGAAACUUCUCAGAAGAAGUCUCCAGUGCCCAAGAUAUCUCCAAAUAACUUGGCUUCAAAAACCCCAUGUAAAACAUCCUGUUCUGAAGAAAGAUCUGCUUCAGUACCUAUGAAGGGAAAUGGAAUACGAGAGUCACUAACAGCUGUGGAUCUGCAUGCUCCUUUGAAACAGGACAAAGUUUCCAAGUUAAGCAGGAAAAGGACUGAAGAACACAACUGUUCUUCUUCAGAAGCUCAUAUUCCAGACCCAGCAUCACCAAGUGCUAGUGUACAGGAUUCAGUUAUUACACAACAUGCUUCUAAAAGGUGGCAGAGGCUGCACACGGAGAAAUCACGUGGAUUCUUUACAAGUACACAGGACCCUGAGGCAAAGGCUCUUCAUUCAGUAUUACCUGCCUCUGGCCUGUCAAAUCUUUCAAGUGAUGCAGAUUCUGUGCUAGGGGAAGAAGAGAACAGUAUAUCUGUAGCAGCAAAAAGUGCAACAAUUUCCCUGAGAAAACGAAGUAAACAUCAAGUAGUGAAGGAAACAAAUGUAAGUUCCCAUGAGCCAGAAAUCCUCGACAGUGAAAGUCCCCCAGCUGCUAAACUGGCUAAAUUUUCUUUCAGACCAAGGACAAAACUUGAUCAUUCUUCAGAGAAGAAAAAUGAAGAAGUUUCUCUUUUUCACAGUGAAACUAUUUUUAAGCCAGGGGAGCAGCUCCAGGGAGAGCAGGUGCCAGAAGCAUGCUGCCCCCCCGAGGAAGGCAAGAUGACAUUGACUCGCUUAGGAAAAUGUAGUUUGGAAAAACAAUCAAUUGAUAAUAAAGGGAAAGAAGAGCAGGAGAGUCAGGCCUUAGGGAAAGAAAUCAGAGGAAGUGCAACAAUAUGCUCUGAUGUCAGUUUUGAUGCUGCGUCACAUCCACCCCCUGAGAAGAAAAGGGAAGAAGAGGAGAAACUUGGUGGCCCAAGCACAGGGAAGGUGCGCUCCAGCACAUUAGCCAAACUGUCAACUUUCUCCUUUGUGUCACGUCCUGAGUCAAAAUCAGAAACCUCACCUGCCAUUAGGACUGACACUAAAAAGGAAAACCAUAGUACAUCACUGAAGGUGCACAUGAGCAAUCCUAGCAGAAGGAAGAGUUUUGUGUUGGGAAAUGCUGGUAAAGCCAGUGUGAUAACACAGAAAUCUCUCUUCUCAAUAGCAGAGCUAGAUGAUGCUACAUUAGAUUUUGAUUGGGAUGAAGAGGUUAGGAAAAAUCCAAGCUCAUAACAUGUAUAUCUUCCCGAUUACUUAACACACAGUUCUUCUGAAUCUUCACCCUUCUAUCAAUUGUAUCCAUGGUUUUCAAACUAUUUCAUAGAUUCAUCCUGGACCUGAGUUGACACCAAUGAACAUACUUUCUUUAAGGGCCACAUACUUUACGUAAGCUAAGGACCAUGUGUACUGCAGGCCUGAUGUGGCUUUUAGUUUUCUAAACUCUUCCCAAGACUAUUUAUCCUAGUUGACUGUUCUGAUUGACCUGAUGAAACCUGAAGAUUUGUAUGGUUAUGUUCAUGUGUCCAGAGUGAAUGAUCUUGCAGAAGAGCAGGCUUGAUUGACUUUAUCCUUUAUUUCAUGUAACAGUUAGAAUUACACAUGAUUCAAAUUGACCUUCCAAAUGACUACGCUGCUUUAGAAAAAUGAUGCUAAAGCUAUGUAAUUAUAUUUUGUUCAACUAUUUGUCUCAACAUAGUUACCAAUAUUGUCAUUUAUCAUCAUGCUAUGGUAAGUAUUUCCAUGUUAUCAUGAUCAUGACAAUUUUGCUGCAUCUUUGAUUACUGUGCUCCUUGUCACAUGUCUAAUGUUGAAGACAUGGAUCGAGAGAUUUUUGUUUCUGUUUUUUAAUUUCAAUUUUAAAUACACUGGUUCAGAUA
Pseudopipra pipra is the source of this 4418-nucleotide messenger RNA. RefSeq names its product minichromosome maintenance 9 homologous recombination repair factor (gene MCM9). Lineage: Eukaryota; Metazoa; Chordata; Aves; Passeriformes; Pipridae. The coding region runs from base 277 to 3774 and encodes 1165 amino acids. Gene Ontology annotation, cellular component: MCM complex; nucleus. Gene Ontology annotation, biological process: double-strand break repair via homologous recombination. The transcript has 12 exons. Gene Ontology annotation, molecular function: ATP binding; ATP hydrolysis activity; single-stranded DNA binding. The record is from RefSeq and is a predicted model, not a curated record.